This is a messenger RNA of Euleptes europaea (tarantolino), 1656 nucleotides long. Its product is annotated as T-complex protein 1 subunit theta-like. The record is from RefSeq and is a predicted model, not a curated record. Gene Ontology annotation, cellular component: chaperonin-containing T-complex. Gene Ontology annotation, molecular function: ATP hydrolysis activity; ATP binding; ATP-dependent protein folding chaperone. Bases 1 to 1656 code for a protein of 551 amino acids. NCBI's taxonomy places the organism in Eukaryota, Metazoa, Chordata, Lepidosauria, Squamata, Sphaerodactylidae. The transcript has a single exon. Gene Ontology annotation, biological process: protein folding.
AUGGCUGCCCACGUGCCCAUGGCCCCUGGCUUUCCUCAGAUGCUCAAGGAGGGCAUGAAAUGUUUCACCGGCUUACAGGAGACCCUCUUCAGCAACCUGACAGCCUGCAAAGCUUUGGUGCGCUCCCUGCGCACCUGUUACGGCCCCAUGGGCCGUAACAAACUGGUGGUCAACCAUCUCGGCAAGAGCUUCCACACCUCCCACGCUGCCACCAUUUUGCGCGAGCUGGAACUGGAAAAUCCUGUGGCCUGUCUGCUGCGCACCGCUGCCGAAACCCAAGAGGAAGAGACGGGCGAUGGCACGAAUUACGUCGUCCUCCUGGCAGGGGCCUUGCUGGAGAACGCAGAGAAGCUCCUGCGGUCCGGCCUGCCGGUGGUCCACAUCCGUGCCGGCUAUGAGAUGGCCUGCAAGGAAGCCCUGCGCCUGCUGCCCGGCCUCAUCUGCCACGUCCUGAAGAAACCACACGACGUGGACGAGGUGAGGUGGGUCCUGCAGACCAUUGUGGGCAGCAAGAUCUUUGGCCACCAGAAGUUCUUGUCCAGGCUGGUGGCCAAGGCCUGCGUCUUGGUGCUGCCCCAUGCCGGCACCCCCUUCAACCCGGAAUUCAUCCGUAUCUGCAAAGUCCCAGGAGGGGAUGUGGCCAAUUCCCGCGUCGUGGAGGGUGUGGUCACCUGCACAGAGGCUGAAGGGAUCAUCAAGCGGGUCGAGAGGGCUCGCGUCGCGGUCUACUCGUGCCCCUUUGGCCCAGCUGGAUUGGAAGCCAAGAGCACCGCCAUUUUCCAGAGCGCAGAACAGCUGAAGGACUUCGGUGGCGACGAAGAGAAACUGAUGGAGCAUCGUGUUCAGACCAUCGCUAUGGCCAGCGUCAACACGAUCGUCGUUGGAGGGAAGGUAGAAGAUAUGGCGCUCUUCUAUGCCAACAAGUACAGGAUCAUGGUGGUGCGGCUGAGUUCCCGCAUGGAGUUGCAGAGCCUAUGCCGGGCGGUGGGAGCCACUCUCCUGCUCAGUUUGGUCCCCCCGCUUCCUGAAGCAAUCGGGCACUGCCGCCGCGUCUACAUGAGCGAGAUCGGCAGCACCAGCGUGGUCAUAUUCAGUCAAGACGGGGCUGCUUGCCCUGUGGUCACGGUGGUGCUCCGAGGAGCCACCCAGGAGAUGCUGGAUUGCUUGGAAGAAGCCGUCCAUGACGGAGUCAGCGUCUACAAAGUCUUGGGCAGCGACCCGCGGCUCCUGCCCGGCUCUGGAGCCACUGAGAUGGCCCUAUCGGUGCGGCUCAGCACUCUCGGGAUGUACUAUCCCGGAUCCGAGCAAUAUGGCAUCUUGGAAUUCUCCCAAGCCUUGAAAACGCUUCCGGCCAUCCUGGCUGAAAACGCUGGGCUGCCAGUCAACGAGGUGAUGGCCAAGAUGGAGGUUCAGCACCAGCUGGGCACGCAAAACACCGGCAUCAAAUUGGUCGCUGAGGAAGCCGAGACUAUCAGCGCCAUCAAGGAAGGCCUGCUGGAUCCCUUAUUGGUCAAACACAGGGCCAUCACCCUCGCCACCCAGGUGACGGUCAUGCUGCUGGGUGUCAGCGAGAUCAUGGUGGCCAAGAAGAGUGGGGGGCCCAAGCCCAGAGGGGAGAACCCCAACUGGGACAAAGAGUCGGAUAUACUGGAAUGA